AUGGCUGAAGUUCCCGUCCAAACUCCAGUGGUCACCUUCCAACCGGAUGGUUCUAAAAUUCAUAAUGUUUCUGGUCACAAAUUCAAAGCAGUCCUUCUUCCUCAACCAUGCUUCUGUUCCCAGUGUCAUAAAUUCAUAUAUGGAAUUGGAAAACAGGGAUAUCAAUGUCAAUUAUGCGACAAAGUAGUUCACAAAAAGUGCCACGCAGACGUCGCAGCACUAUGCACUUGUGCUCCCCAGGUAACGUCUUCCGGAUCUCCAGAAUCCCCCCUACUGGAGGCUCAACCAAACAUCCAUAACUUCUCAGCGAGCUUCUAUACGCUCCCAACGUUCUGUGGACACUGUGGAUACUUACUGUACGGAUGUGUCAAACAGGGAGUCCGAUGUGCUGGUUGCCACGUGAAUGUCCAUCAUCGGUGUCAGGAGAAGGCGACACAGAAUUGCUCAUCAUAA
Molecule: messenger RNA, 453 nt
Organism: Caenorhabditis briggsae
Lineage: Eukaryota; Metazoa; Nematoda; Chromadorea; Rhabditida; Rhabditidae
Exons: 2
Coding region: 1-453 (150 amino acids)
Biological process (GO): protein phosphorylation
Molecular function (GO): ATP binding; protein serine/threonine kinase activity
Source: RefSeq, a predicted model, not a curated record